Molecule: messenger RNA, 4503 nt
Organism: Scheffersomyces coipomensis
Lineage: Eukaryota; Fungi; Ascomycota; Pichiomycetes; Serinales; Debaryomycetaceae
Gene: SSD1
Product: mRNA-binding translational repressor
Exons: 1
Coding region: 429-4295 (1288 amino acids)
Biological process (GO): mRNA catabolic process
Cellular component (GO): P-body
Molecular function (GO): RNA binding; 3'-5'-RNA exonuclease activity
Source: RefSeq, a predicted model, not a curated record
CUCAAUACGUAUAUACAUACAAACAUACAUUCAUUGAUCUUUUCCCUAACCUAACCUAGCGAACCCUUUCCCCCCUUUCAUAUAAUAUUUUUGGUGAAAGAUUGAAAAAGACAGUCAUUUUAUCUACAGUUCACUUCUUGCUAGUAUUUUAUUUUAAAUCAAUCUAUCAUAUCAACUACUUCAAGAUCUUGUUCAUUCAUUCCUUCUUCCUUAUAGUUAUCAUCUAGUUUGACCACAUCGUUUAUUUGAUUGGAUUGAUUAAUUGAUUAAAUUUUUCAUAUCAUUUAUUGCUUUUCUCAUAGCUUUUUUUAAUUUUUUAUUUUCAUUUGAGUUUUAUUAUUUUAAUCUACGCUUAAUUGUUUUUAUAUUCCUUAUUUGUAUAUUUCAAAUCAUCAUUUCAAUAUAUUUUAAUAAAUUAACCUCGUACGAUGUCAUCAUCAUCUCCAAAUAAAAAUAAUGGUCCUCCUCCAGGUUUGAAAAAACCUAAAAAUUUACAUAUUGCUCAUAGAAGAUCCCCAAGUGAAUUAACUACUUUAAUGGUGGAACAAUAUAAUUUACAACGUCAAUUAGAACAAGUUCAAGCUCAACAAAAACAAAUCUUGCAACAACAACAAUUGGUGGCUCAACAACAACAAUUCACUUAUCCUCCUGUCUCAUCAGGGUCUAAUCAAACUGAAUUAAUGCCUCCUCCAUUAAACUUUCGUUCUUCUCAUUCAAGAUCAUCUUCAAUUAAUAACAGCAACAAUAACAAUAAUUCACACAGAAGAACUGGAUCUUCAAGUGGAAAUACUCCUAAUAAUAACAAUAAUAAUAACAAUAAUAAUAAUAACAAUGGUAAUGGCAACGGAAAUAAUAUCACUACCCCGGGUCAUGCCAGAAGACAUUCAUUAGGUUUAAAUGAAGCUAUUAAAGCUGCUGCUAAUCAAAGAAAUAAUAAUCGUACUUCAUUAAGUCCUUCUGCAUCAACUACUUCAACUUUGUCUCAGAGUGAAACUGACAAUAGUGUUGGUUCCUUCAAAUUUCCUGCCACUCCAUCAUCUGACGUUGAUAGUAAUGAAUCAAUAAGUCCCCCAAUAAGUGCUCCAUCUUCAUCACACAAUCGUUCAAGAUCAUUAGCUUAUGGUCAACAAUCAUUUAAAUUCCCUCCAUCAUCUUCAGCUGAUAAUUUAUUACCACCAACUCCAAAUUUCUCCAUAACUCAUAGUCCUGAAAGAGGUCAUAAUAGAAAAUCUUCUCAUUAUAGAACAGGUUCAAGAAAUUUCGAUUCAAAUGGUAUAAACUCAAAUUGGAGAAAUCAACAAUCCCAAUCCCAACCUCAAUCUCAACAAUCUCAAUCUCAUCAUUUAGAAACUCUGCUGGCUUUUGUUCCUGGUCACAAACCUCGUAAUAGUUCAUUCGGUGGUGGUUCUGUAUCUUCACUUUCUCAAUUCAUUCCUCCUAAUCCAAAUGCUGCCGUUUCUAAUAAUGGUCGUAAAUCACUUUUUGCUCCUUAUUUGGCUCAAUCAUCCUUACCAGAUUUAAUUAAUGAAGGUCGUUUAGUUACUGGUAUCUUAAGAGUAAAUAAAAAGAAUCGUUCUGAUGCUUAUGUUUCUACUGAUGGAUUAUUGGAUGCUGAUAUUUUCAUUUGUGGUUCGAAAGAUCGUAACAGAGCUUUAGAAGGUGAUUUAGUUGCUGUUGAAUUAUUAGUAGUUGAUGAAGUUUGGGAAUCAAAAAAAGAAAAGGAAGAAAAAAAGAGAAGAAAAGACAAUACCUUGACUUCCAGACCUUUAAAUGAUGAUAUUCAUAAUGAUGCUACUUCUUCUGCACCAUCAACUGCUGAUGGUAAUGAUGAAACUUCUAAUGGUGAAAAUGAAAGUGGUUUAGUUAGAAGAGGUUCAUUAAAACAAAGACCAACUAUGAAAAAGAAUGAUGAUGUUGAAGUUGAAGGUCAAUCUUUAUUAUUGGUUGAAGAAGAAGAAAUCAAUGAUGAAGUUAAACCAUUAUAUGCUGGUCACGUUGUGGCUGUUGUUGAUCGUAUUCCAGGUCAAUUGUUUGCUGGUACUUUAGGUUUAUUAAGACCAGCACAAGCAGCUCAAGCAGCCAAAGAUAAAAAAGAUGGAAAAGAAUCAAAUGUUCAAACUCCAAGAGCCCCAAAGAUUGUUUGGUUCAAGCCUACUGAUAAGAAGGUUCCUUUGAUUGCUAUUCCAACUGAGCAGGUUCCAAAAGAUUUUGUUGAAAACCAUGAAAAAUAUUCAGGCGAAUUGUUUGUUGCUUCUAUUAAAAGAUGGCCAAUUACUUCAUUACAUCCAUUCGGGACUUUGGUUAGUAAAUUGGGAAAAAUUGAAGAUCCAAAUACUGAAGUGGAUUCAAUCUUAAGAGAUAACAACUUUUUAUGUGACGAAUACCAUGAUCAAACUUUCCCAAUUGAAGAAGAAGAAUUUGAAAAUGAAUUGAAUAAUACCACUAGAUCGGAAUACUUGAACGAUUAUAUUAUUUCCUUCACUCAAACCGGAUCCUUUGUUGAUCAUGCCUUACAUGUUAAAAGACUUUCUGACAACAAGAUUGAAUUAGGAUUUCAUGCUGUUGAUAUUUCAUAUUUUGUUAAGCCAGGAUCGAAUUUAGAUCGUAAAGCAAAGAAAAGAUCUUCUUCAGUAUUUUUACCUCAAAAAGUUGAACAUUUAUUUCCUCAAUCAUUAAUGGAUACUGUAUCAUUUAAAGAAAAUGAAAAGAAUUUAGCUGUUUCUGUAAUUUUUGAAAUUGAUACCACUAACUUUGAAGUUGAAGAUUUAUAUAUUCAUGAAUCCAUCAUUGUUCCAAAACAAUUAGUUACUUAUGAUGCAGUUGACAUCAUUUUAGAAGGAAAAUCAGUGGAUUCUAUUUCAUCAGCAACAUCAGAUUAUAUCAAGACAUUUUGUUUGAUUGCCAAAGAAUUCCGUCGUCAAAGAUUAGAUAAUCGUGAAUUGGGUAUUGCUCCAAACUUGACAUUAUUAGAUCAAUUGGAUGAUGAAAAGGUUAGAUUAAACUUAAAUAUCUUUAAGGAUAGUUUAGCUUUUGAUGUUAUUUCUGAAAUUUCACAUAAAGUGAAUAAUGCCAUUGCUGCUAAAGUUCAUGCUGGGUUAGGAGAUAAUGCAUUUUUACGUCGUCAUCCAAUUCCAACCUUACAAAAAAUGGAAACGUUUGUUAGAAAAGCUGAAAAUCUUGGCUUUAAAAUUGAUACUUCAACUUCAGCUACUUUACAAAAUUCGAUUUUGAAAAUUCAAGAUGAAGAUAAAAGAAAAUGUAUUGAGACUCUUUUAUAUAAAUGUAUGACAAGAGGAAAAUAUUAUGUUGCUGGAAGACAGGAACCUGACAAUUAUUCACAUUAUUAUUACAAUUUCCCAUUGUAUACACAUUUCAAUGCUCCUUUAAGAAGAUAUGCUGAUUUAAUUGUCCAUAGACAAUUAAAACAAGUAUUGAAUAAGACUAAUGAAGAACAUGACAUUGAAGCCAUGAAAUCAACCACUGAUUAUUGCAACUUUAAGAAGGAUUGUGCUGCUAGUGCUCAAGAACAAGCCAUUCAUUUAUUAUUGUCACAAACUAUUAAUGAAAUCAGUGAAAGUGCUGGUCAAUUAUUAUGUAUGGGUAUUGUUGUGCAAGUCUAUGAAUCAUCAUUUGACGUAUUUAUUCCUGAAUUUGGAGUUGAGAAAAGAGUUCAUGGUGAUCAACUUCCAUUAGUUAAGGCUGAGUUCGAUAAGAUUGAUCGUACUUUAGAAUUAUAUUGGGAAAAAGGUAUUGAUUCUGCUACUUACAUUCCACCUGAUGAAAAAUCUUCAUUAUCUUAUAGAAAUUCGAUCAAGAAUAAAUAUAGAACUUCAGCUUUACAAGCUGCAAAGAUCCAAAAUAAGACUGUUUUGGAAAAGAAUAAUGUGACUAAUGAUUCUAUUAUCGAAAAAUUAGCAAACUUGAAUUUAGAUCCACCAAAGUUGUCCAUUCCAGCUUUAAAAUCAUCAUCCACCAAUGGAGAUAAGAAGUUAGGUGAUCUUGCUGUCGUCAGAGGUGAUUCUACAAGAUCAAUGCCAUCGUCUCCUACCAAAUCUGUAUUUCCAAAGAAUAUUAGAACCAAUUCUUCUUCUAUAAUCAAAGAUGAUAUUUCUACUGAUUCAUUCAGUGGUCUUGCUCCUUAUUUACAAGAUACAAUUACUCGUGUUGAAGGAGAUUCAUAUGUACAAGUCAUUAAAGAAUUAAUUAAAGUUCCUGUUUUAAUCAGAGCUGAGAUUGGUAUGGCUUUACCUUGUUUAACAGUUCGUGUAUUAAAUCCAUUUACUGAGGAGCAAUGAGUUAAUAAAUUUAAUUUUACUUUUUAAUUUUUUUUAUUAUUAUUAUGAGUUUAACGAUUUUCUCUAUAUUUAUAUAUAUACCUUUACAACUGUGAGUUACUUCAUUUCUCAAUUUUAUUUAUUCUAUUUAUUUUAUUAAUUAAUAUUCUUCAUUUUUUUAUCAUUUUUGGUUUCUUUGUUUCCAUCUAUUUAGUUAGUUCUUAAGUAA